AUGCAAAAGUCCAUUGGCACAUGCCAUUCAGAAGGUGGCGUCACACUACUGGAUCGUCCACAUACCGAUGACCCAGAUCGCCCACCGGAUAUCAGCAUUGGAAGCUUGAGUACGGAACAGUUGAUGGAACAUAUGUUGGAACAUGAGUUAUGUGGUGAGAUUGAUCUAGACGAAGUGAUGGCUUCUGCAGCCUAUGCCAGACCAACGCAAGGUGUUGCAGCGGCUCACUUGUCCAAAAUUUGGAAAAUCGAUCUGCCUACUGCCGAGAGAACGUUGAAUGCCACUACCCAGUUACUACACCAAUCGGAGGACCCCUCAAUGGCGCGUAACUUUGGGACCAACAACCGGAUGCUUCGAUACAGACGACUCACCCAAUACUUCUUCAUGGAUACGUUUUUUGCCACGAAGAAAGGAGGGAAGUCUGCUCGAGGAAAUACUUGUUGCCAACUCUUUGUCACUGACAAAGGAUUUGUAUAUGUGGUACCUAUGCGUACCAAGAAAGAUGUCACCCUGGCCGUCAAGCAAUUUGCAAAAGAGAUUGGAGUCCCCGAUGCAAUUGUCUGUGACGCGGCAGGUGAGCAGACGUCUAUUGAACUCAGAAGAUUCCUAAAUAGCAUUGGGACCACUAUCCGGGUCCUCGAACAAGGAACCCCGUGGGCCAAUCGAGCUGAACUGUAUGUAGGAUUAAUGAAAGAGGCAGUCCGUCGUGACAUGAGGGACUCCAACUGCCCCUUCGUCUUCUGGGAUUAUUGUGUUGAGCGAAGAGCUCGUGUCAACAACUUGACUGCAAAAGAUUCGUUUCAAUUGCGCGGUCAAACCCCCCAAACCGAAGUAACCGGAGAUCCAGGCGACAUUUCGAAUUUGUGUCGUUUUGGCUGGUACGAGUGGUGCUAUGCCAUGAAUAAGAACAUUGCUUUUCCACACAACAAGGAAAUCCUUGGGAGAGUUCUUGGCCCAGCAACCGGUAUGGGGAAUGAGAUGUGUCAGUGGGUAUUGCAAGGCAACGGAACAGUCAUCUCCCGUUGCACCGUCCGCCCACUGAAGACUGAAGAAAUCCAUUCGCCUGAACAAGAACGAAAGAGACAACUCUAUGAUAGCUUGAGUUUGGAUUGGAAAACGUUGGCAAGGUUGCUCUUAUUCAUCGUGCAAUCUAUGGCGGCAAAACUGCUGGACGUGAUUUCAGAAAUCAUCUACGUGCUUGUAUGCGACACCUGGGAUUCGAGUCUUGCCCGGCCGACCCGGAUGUUUGGAUGA
Cylindrotheca closterium is the source of this 1254-nucleotide messenger RNA. The record is from the annotation of a GenBank genome assembly. Lineage: Eukaryota; Bacillariophyta; Bacillariophyceae; Bacillariales; Bacillariaceae.